AUGUCGCGACUGAUAUCUUCGGCCCUCUCGUUGCGACGCGAUCCACGCAUCCUCAAGCUCCCGCCCUACCUUUCGUUAGCAUGCAUUCUCGGCGGUAUUGCUUGGUUGUUUCUGCUGCCUCUUAAUGACUACUCCCGACGAACAUACAUAUCCGAGAACGCGCUGCUCCCUGGCCAAGUGCACACAUACUUCGGGGGAAGCGACCAGAAUGUCCUACGAGCGUACAAGAACGAGGUCAACUCGGUCAGGGACAAGUCCAACUACGAGAUCAACGAUAAACUCGAGGGCAUUCUCAAGAACGUUGGCUUGAAGGUCGGCCGCCAAAACUACACAUACGAAUCAGCCGGCGACGUCUACACGGGCGAGAACAUAUACGCCAUUCUUCAGGCCCCGCGCGGCGACGCCACGGAAGCCAUUGUGUUGGUUGCCGCCUGGAAGACAGUCAACGGCAAAUUCAAUGUCAAUGGCGUACCGUUGGCCCUGACCCUCGCGCGGUACUUCAAACGGUGGUCUCUAUGGUCCAAGGACAUCAUCCUCGUCAUUCCCCCGGACAGCAGAACGGGCACCCAGGCCUGGGUGGACGCAUACCAUGACUCACACGACUCGUCCCGCGUGAGCUCGUUGCCCCUCAAGUCCGGCGCGUUGCAGGGCGCUAUUGCCAUCGACUUCUCGCAGGAGCACCGCUUUGAGUCCAUCCACAUCAUCUACGACGGCAUCAAUGGCCAGCUGCCGAACCUCGACCUCAUCAACUCCGUCGUUAACAUCGCGGGCGGGCAGAUGGGCAUGGGCACCGCGAUCCAGGAGAUGUGGUCGCACUCGGACAAGUACCAAGACCGCCUACGGACCAUGCUCCGCGGCAUGUUGAACCAAGGGCUCGGCCACGCUUCGGGCCCGCAUAGCAGCUUUAUCCCUUACCAUGUUGAUGCUGUCACUCUGCAGCCCUUUGGUGAAGGCUGGCACGAUGAGAUGGGCAUGGGUCGCUUGGUUGAGGGUACGUUCCGUAGCUUGAACAACCUGCUCGAACACCUCCAUCAGAGCUUCUUCUUUUACCUCCUCAUGCACAAGGAGAGAUUCGUUAGUAUCGGCACAUACCUGCCCAGUGCCAUGAUCCUGGCCGCCAGUUUCACCAUAACGGCCAUUUCUCUGUGGGUGAAGAGUGGCCACCAGGAAGAUGGUUCAGAUGCGAAGAGCAUAGCAGCCAAGUCUGAGACGGAAACCACGUCAUCAGAAGGAUCUACCAAAGGUGCUACGAAGGAUUCAGGCUCGCCGACGCCAUCUGUACCGGCGGCCGAACGUGAUCUGUUCCUUCCCUUGGGCCUAGUGGCCAUCUGCCAGUUCUUGGGCGUUGUGCCGCUAUACAUAUUCAACCACAUGCCCGCAAACGUGCUUUCAGGGGCCUAUACGGCCUUUGCGCUCGUUAACUGCGCCCUGCCCUUCCUCAUCUCCUCGCUGCUGACCUCCAUCUAUAACCCGACUGUCCAGCAAUACCAGCUCAUCAAGUCCUUUUCGUUGCUCUUGCUGGGCAUGUUCCUCUCCGCCCUGGCCACCCUCAACUUCUCCCUGGCCUUCCUCGUUGGCGUCAUGGCUAGCCCGCUCUCCUUCAUGCAGCCCUGGCCGCGCCACCCGGCCGUUCGCUGGGCCUGCGCCGCCUUCCUCCAGCUCGCAUCCCCGACGGCGGCGCUGUACUCUGUCUCUUCAUAUUUUGACGUUAGCAUUGGCGAGGUCCUCAAAGAGGCUGCGUUCGGAUGGGACGUUUGGGGCAUGUACACACCUGUCAUCAUCUGGGGCGUGUGGUGGCCUGCCUGGCUCAUGGGGUCCGUCAUUGUGCUCGGACAGCCUGUGGCCAAGACGAAAGCCGUAUAA
Messenger RNA from Colletotrichum spaethianum, 1863 nucleotides. Its product is annotated as GPI transamidase component GAA1. Gene Ontology annotation, biological process: attachment of GPI anchor to protein. NCBI's taxonomy places the organism in Eukaryota, Fungi, Ascomycota, Sordariomycetes, Glomerellales, Glomerellaceae. Bases 1 to 1863 code for a protein of 620 amino acids. The transcript is spliced from 4 exons. Gene Ontology annotation, cellular component: GPI-anchor transamidase complex; membrane. The record is from RefSeq and is a predicted model, not a curated record.